GCUUCUAUGCGUUGAGAGGCGACACUAUUUUUUUGUUUCCAUCGGAGAGCUUCCGAAGAGAUUCGAGAUCUCGCGGCUCCUUCUCUCUUCUCCGAUCAACCGAUACCGUUGAUAUGAUCUUGGCGCGUUAUUAGAAAGCCCCCGAUUAUCUCACUGUAACCCCCACUCGGUAGUCUCUCGUGAUCGAUCUAGGGUUUCGGCUGAUCUUCGCGAGAUCUGAGAUUUGAUUUCGUCCCUAAUCGAAAGAGAUGUCUCGGUGUUUCCCGUUCCCGCCACCUGGCUAUGUACUGAACGGAAGCGAGGCUCUGAUCGAAUCGAUCAAGAGGGCUGAGGAGAAAGCUAAGAAAGAACUAAGAAAGAAGGAGAAAAAAAGAGAAAAGAAGGAUAAAAAGAGGGAAAGAGGGGAAGGUGAAAGCGAGAAACACUCUCGUAAGAGAAGGCGCAAAGAAGAAGGUGAUAAAGAUGGCAAGAACAACAAGAAAGUUCCCAAACUAAAAGAAAGUGAGAAUGGCUGUUUGGAGAAGAGCGUUGUUACUGUAGAACGUGAGUUGCUUCAGUCCACGUCUCAGAACUCUUGUGAUAGCACUCUUAACAGCAAUGAGCUACCUAAACAACAGAAGGAGAAGAAGCAGCCGCAUAACAACAACAACGACUCUGAAAGCAUCAUCCGGAUUCGCUUGCCUAUCCGAAGGCAGAAUGGUGAUCCUGAGGUGAUGAUGAUGACGACGACCAACAAGGAUCAACAAAAAAAGCCUUGUCCCUCCCUGGAGAUAAAGUUAGAUACCGUGAUGGCUGUUUCUAGAGAGCAGCCGCAGCAACAUCCUUGUUCCACUUCAAAGGCACAUGAAGAGAAAAUAAAAGACCAAAUUGUCAGAACGAAAGUAGGCAAAGAGAGGAAAUUGUCAUCCACUACUUCAAGCGGCUUAUGCAGGUUGUGCCCUCCAUCAAUGGCGGUGCAAUUCUUGAAUGUAAUUGAGAACUGGGUCCCUAACAGAGUAGAGCUAACUAACUCUGAGGAUGAUGAAUGUUGGUGGUUCGUGAAGAAGCCAAGUUGCCACAAGUUUGACGCAACAGAAAGAUGCAAACAACUUAACAGAAAUAAUGAGAUGAAGCAAGCCAUAAGCAGUUCAAUGGCGUGGCCAUGUGCUCGCCUUUUACCAGAAGCUGAUGUCCACGCCUUACCUUACACCGUCCCUUUCUGAUAAGAGCAGGAAAAACAAGAAUUUUUAACAAGGAACCUGGUCGAGAUAAUCCAUGUGCUGGAGUCGGACCAAACAUUUUUUUGAUUUGGCCUUAAAAAGGUUGAAAAAGAACACUGUUUGUUAUAGUUUGCGGUUGCUUAAUAUAGUAAGAUUAGUACCA
Molecule: messenger RNA, 1362 nt
Organism: Brassica napus (rape)
Lineage: Eukaryota; Viridiplantae; Streptophyta; Magnoliopsida; Brassicales; Brassicaceae
Product: vicilin-like seed storage protein At2g18540
Exons: 3
Coding region: 249-1202 (317 amino acids)
Source: RefSeq, a predicted model, not a curated record